Suillus paluster is the source of this 1733-nucleotide messenger RNA. Its product is annotated as alpha/beta-hydrolase. The transcript has 15 exons. NCBI's taxonomy places the organism in Eukaryota, Fungi, Basidiomycota, Agaricomycetes, Boletales, Suillaceae. The record is from RefSeq and is a predicted model, not a curated record. Gene Ontology annotation, molecular function: peptidase activity. The coding region runs from base 149 to 1513 and encodes 454 amino acids. Gene Ontology annotation, biological process: proteolysis.
GUGACUUGUCUCGACGCCCGCCCCAUGACGUUAUCAAUCAAUUGCUUACGGAUGGACACACGGAAGACAUGAUGAUUUGGUACCACAUGGCGCUGUCUCUGGUUCUAUCUCUUUAUCUCAUCUUUAGCGUCUACUCAAAGAACGGAAGAUGAACAUGGAAGUUACACAACUGGAACCGUACAUACUUAAAGGCUCGAUCAAGGUCAUCGACAGGUUCUUUUCUGUGCCCUUGGAUUACGCCAAACCGGAUGGUCAGCUCAUCCGAAUAUUUGUGCGCAACCUUAUUCCUGUGGGUGAAGCCAAAGGAUCUAGCGUAGAGUCAGAUCUGCCUUAUCUCUUAUAUCUGCAAGGUGGCCCAGGGUUCGGAGUCGACCUAUCUCUCAGCGUGGACUUGGGAAAUGCGCUUCAUCAGAAAGGAUAUCAGACCCUUUGGCUUGAUCCUCGUGGGACCGGUCUCAGCACGCCAAUAACAGCGGACAUAUUUCAAGCUACGCAAAUGGACGAUAAGGACAUUGCUCAAUAUUUCAAACACUUUCGUGCGGACAACAUCGUCAGGGACUGUGAGACCAUUCGGCACUUUCUCCUCGACGGCAAGAAGGAUCCCGAAGCACGCAAAUGGUCGAUCUUAGGGCAAAGUUUCGGAGGUUUCUGUGCCGCUACCUACCUUUCCUUCCACAAUGAUAGCUUGAAAGAGGUAUUCACCACUGGUGGUAUCCCACCCAUGGUCGACUCUCCUGACGCAGUUUACGAAGCUCUCGUUUUAAAGGUGGAACAACGAAACAAGGUUUACUAUGAAAAGUAUCCCCAAGAUGUUCGAAAUGUUCGUCGGAUCUUAGAUUUCCUAGAACGCAACAAUGUCGUUCUUCCGAACGGCGGGAAUCUGUCGGUUUCGCGAUGGCUACAACUCGGGAUGCAGUUUGGAUCGCAUGGUGGCAUUGAUCGGGUUCACCAGCUCGUGUUCCGAGCGAUCACGGACUUGGACUCUCUUGGGAGGCUCUCAUACGGACUUCUUGACAGUGUACAAGGAACGCAAAGCUUUGACACCAACCCUAUCUAUGCAGUACUUCAUGAGCCUAUUUAUUGUCAAGGGCGCACGGCGAGCUGGUCUGCACACCGCAUCAUCCAGAAGAACGAUAAAUUUGUUUGGGGAAAGGUGAAGCAUAUGUCUGAUGAUGUCCCUAUUUACUUCACGGGGGAGAUGAUAUUCCCUGACAUGUUCGAAGAUUAUCAUCAUCUGCGUCCUCUACGAGGCGCGGCUGAACUCCUGGCUAACGACGAAGAUUGGCCCAUGUUGUAUGACUUAGAAACCCUGAAAAAGAACAAAGUCAAGGUAAACGCAGCAACAUAUUAUGAUGACAUGUAUGUCGAUUUUGGUCUUGUGCAGCAAACAGCGUCUGUCAUCGGCAACGUGGAACAACUCAUCACUAAUCAGAGUUUCCACGACGGCAUUCGCAAGAACAUGGACAGCAUUCUGGAAACUCUUUUCAAGCUGUCUAAACGAGAGCGCGACUGAUUAGACGAACGUUGUGGUGGUCAGCUCUCUUGUGCAUAAUGUAGCCUUUUCAGUUUUAGGCGCGACAUUCGUUACAGGAUUGACCAAGGAUUCAAACGUUAUCUACAGUCUUUCCACAAUAUCAAUGCAAAAGCCUUUUGACUGCGGUUCUGUACUGUUUAUCAGAGAAAUGAAUAGAUAUCAGUCAGGUCGUGAAGGGGCUCGAACACUUCAUGCUCGU